AUGUCUUCUUCAGCAGAGGAUCAAGCCAGAAAAGCAAAGCUUGCUGCUGCCAAGAAAAGACUCAAGAAGUUCCAAAGCAAAAAGGAGGAGCAAAGCGAAAUAGAGGUACCAUCUACCAGUACAGCCACCACAGAGGACUAUGCUGUUAGCACACCUCCAUUAGCCAACGAUUCCAACAAGGACGAAGAUGAUACGACAUCUGCUACAGCUGAUAAUGCAGAGACAGCCUCCACAACAACGACGAUUCACAACACAGAUGCCAAUGAUUUGCAAGCACAGAUUAACAAGCUGAAAUCAGAAAAAGAAGCAAUGGAAUUGGCCAGUGCAACUACACAAUCUGCAUUAAAAGAAGAGUAUCGCAUGAAAGCAGCCGACCUUGAACAAACAUUAGCCGCCUUGAGAAAGGAGCUUGAAUCCAGUCAAACCGAGAUGAACUCUAUCAAGACAUUCAGUAAAAAGGAGCUCGAUGACGAGAGGCAGAAGGUGAAGGAACUGAACAGCAAACUAUCCGACCUGACUCAAUCCAAGGAGAAGCUGGGCAGUGAUCAUCAAAGUGAGAUGAAUUCCAUCAAACAGCGCUUACAGUCUAAAGUGGAUGAUUUGCAAUCUCAGGUGGAUCAGCUGAGACAGGAAAAACAGGAUGCUCUGAAAAAGCAGCAGGAUGAAGCGAACGAAAAGGCAAAAUCUCUGGAAAAACUGCAUAGUGAAGAGCGAGCAAAGGCAGAAGAGUAUCAAUUCCAAUUAGCAAAACUGGAGCAAACAUCACAAUCCGCUAUCCAAGAGCUGCAAUCGACCAUUGAUGCCAUUUCCAAAGAGAAAGAUGGCCUCAAGGCUCAAUUGGUGGAUUUCAAAACGGCUGAGGAAGCCUCCACUGCAUCUGUUCAGAGCGAGAUCCAGGCAGAGCGCACCAAAGCAACUGAAUUACAAUCUAAAUUGGAGGCACUCGAGACAUCCAAAGCUAAAGAAGUACAGGCUGAACGAGAUGCUGCCAAUGAGCUCCAAUCCAGACUUGACAAACUGCAAGAUUCGGCACAGAAGGAGUUGUCCGCCUCUCAAAGCGAGUUGGCCAAGGAACAUGCUGCAUUGAAAGAAUUGACAUCCAAGCUGGCAUCUUUGGAGAAGACUGAAAAGGAAGGAAAGAAGAAAUACACGGAUAUCGAAAAGGAACUGUCAUUGGUCCAAAAGCAGUUACAAUCAGAACGCUCAAAGGCAGAUGCGUACCAAGCCAAAUUACAAGAGCUGGAUGACCUCAAGAAAAAGGAUACUGAGUUAUACACAUCGUCCACUGCUAAAUUAGAAGCUGAAAUAGCUGAAAUCAAGGCUGAACUGGAGGCUGCACGCUCAAGGGCUGAUGAAUUGCAAUCCAAGGUGCAUGACAUGGAUGUGCUCAAGGAGAAAUUGAGUGAGCACAAAAUGUCCGCUGCCAACAUUGAAGAGAAACUGUCAAAUACAAAACAAGAAUUGCAGAAUGAACGCGCAAAGACAGAUGAAUUACAGAGCAAGCUUGAAAACCUCGACAUUAUGAAACAAAAGGAUGCUGAUAGCCAUACUGACAACAUCAAAAAACUAGAGGCCGAGAUGAGCACUCUCAAACAAGAACUUCAAGCUGAAUGCACCAAAGCCGAUGAUUUACAAGCACAACUGGCUGAAUUGGAUAUAUUGAAGAAGCAGCUUGAUGAGCACAAGCAAACAGCAACUCGUCUCGAAAUUGACUUGAGCGCUUCGCAAUCCAAAUCAAGUGAAUUGCAAAAGAGUUUGGACGAACUAAACUCUUGGAAAUCAGAAAAGACGGCUGAACAUGCAUCCUUUGUAAGCACACUUGAGCAGACACUAGAGACGACAAAGCAGGAACUCCAAGAACACCGCGCAAAGGCAGAUGCACUUCAAUUAGAAUUUGAUCAACACAAAUCGAACAGUACAACCACUGAAAGUGAGCUAUCAGACACCAAGCAGCAACUAGUGGAUGAACGCACCAAAGCCAACGAAUUGCAAGCCAAACUCGAAGAUCUUGAAGCAUCCAAAAAGAAUGAAGCAGAGUCAUUUGCUGCCAAUUCUCGUACUCUCGAAGAAAAGCUGUUUGAACAAGAAAAACUGCUGGCAUCUGAGCGCACGGAAUCAGAGCAAAUACUCCUUGCCAAAGCAUCUGAAAUUGAGCAACUGACAUCCACCAAGGUUGAAUUGGAGACUCAACUUGCAUCAGCCAAGCAAGAGAUCGACUCUGAGCAAUCCAAAGCUAGUAAACUACAAGUACACAUUGAAAGCUUACAGGCUGAAAAGGAGAAGGAUACUGCUGAAUUGUCCAAGAUCAAGGACAAGUUGGUUGAAUCAGAGCAAUCCGUUGCCAUGCAAGAUCAGAAGCUGAAAUCAUUGACGUCUGAAUUGGACACAUUGAGCAAGGCGAAAAAGGACUUGGAGGCAGAAUUGUCUACGUUAAAGGAGGACCUGUCUUCUGUCAAAGAGGAACUGACAUCAGAGCGUGCAACAUCUCAAGAUCUGGAGAAUCAACUAAAGGACCUUACAGCAUUAAAAGAUAAGGAAAUUGAAAAGCAUGCAUCUUCGCUGUCCAAGGUGAAGGAAUCUCUCAAGACGGAACGCAGCAAAGUCAAGGAAUUAGAGCAACAGUUGAAGGCAGCGACCACCUUGCAAACAGAGACUGCGACACAACUAGAGGAAUUGAAGGCUCAAUUAGACGCUGAACAUGCCAAAUCAAGCAAAGUGCAGGAUGAAAAGGCCAAACUUGAGCAGGAGCUCGAAGAGCACAAAUCGACACUUGCGUCAGAGCAAGGCAAAUUUGCUGAAUUGGAAGGCAAGUUAAAGAAGGCUGAAAAUCUGCUGAUAGAAAAGAAGAGCACCAUCAAAACACUGAGAGGUUCCAUCACCAAAGAGCAAGACGAAAAGGUUAAGCUCAAGGAAAAUAUCCAAGCUUUACAAAUGUCCAAGGAGGAAUUGCAGACCAGCCUGGAAGCAGAACAAGCGAAACUCAAGGAUUUGCAAUCGACAUCUGACGAGAUUGAAAAGGCAAUUGAGGAUGAACGCAACAAGGCUGUGGCAUUACAAAAUCAAGUAGCGGAUCUUGAGAAACUCAAAGAGACACACAUCACUGAACAAUCGAGUCUUCAAGAGGAACUAUCUACGCUGAAAUCUCAACUAAAAGAAGAACGUGAUAAGGCAGACAAGUUGCAAGGUAAACUCGAGGAUUUGAACAUGUUGAAGCAGCGAGACAUGGAGGAGUUUGAGGCAUCGACAGCUAAGCUCGAGGAAAGCAUGUCUGCUGUCAAAACAGAGCUAGAAUCUGAACGAACCAAGGCAGAUGAGCUUCAGCUUCGCAUUGAAGAGUUGGAAGCACUCAAGCAACAACAACUGGAAGAGCACCAAAGCGCGACAUUCACUAUGCAAGAUGAACUAUCCGCCAUCAAGGCACAUUUGCAAACAGAACGUUCUAAAGCAGACGAAUUGCAGAGCAAGCUCGAGAACCUGGACAUGAUGAAGCAAAAGGACAUUGAAACACACGCCGCUCAUGUCACCGAGCUGAAUGACAAGAUGGCCAGCAUCAAGGAGGAGCUUCAACUAGAACGAGCCAACGCCGAUCAGUAUCAGCUUCAGAUUUCAGAGCUUGAAUUGCUAACGACGCAACAUGCCAAUGAAGUGCAAGAGAAAUCUAUGGCUUUGGAAAAUGCAACUGCAGAAUCAGCUUCUCAUCGUGGAAGAUCGGAGCAAUUGGAGGAGGAAUUGGCUGACAUCAAGAAGCAAUUGAAGGAAAAGGAAAACGCACAUACCAGAGCACUGAAAUCUAAGGCAGCUGAGCUUGAGAAAUCACAGCAGAGCCUUGACAACCUCCAAAAGGACCUCAGCAGCAAAGAUCAACAACUCAAAGAGAUCACAGAUAAGCUUGCUACUCGUGAAAAGGAGGUAACCGAAUUUGAAAAGGUUGUUCCUAUUCUGAAGCGUGAAAUUGAAGAAUCCAAGGCUGCCAAGCAACAAUUAAUUGAAAAAGAAGCCGAGCUGAAUCAAGUGAACGCAACGAUCGCAAGCAUGACACGCGAAAAGAAAGAUCUAGAGACCAAGAUCGCGUCCAUGGCAGAUGAGUUGACUCAAGUCAAGAAUGAUCUACAAGAGCGUGAAGAGCAAAUUGCAACCAACGCUGGCAAAUUUGACCAGUUCAAGCAACAGCAAGAACGUCAUGCAGAAGAUCUCGCCGCGCUUCAAGCACAAUCCGACGACAAGCUCAGGAAUGAACAAAACGAAGCCAACCAGCUACGUGAACAAUUGGAGGCAUUGAAUGAGAAGCUCAAGGAACAAAGCACCUCGUAUGAGAGCCUGCGAUCUGAAUCUACACGUCUAGAGGAACAGAUCAAGGACUUGGAGUUAUUACAAGGCCAAUUGUCUGAAGUACAGGAACAGGCAGAUCAACAAAAAUUGCAAAUUGAAGACUACCAAAAGCAGAUUCAACAGGAAGCAAGCGCGAAAAAGAAGGUGGAAGCUGAUCAAGGAGCAUUACAAGAGCAGCUAAAGGAACAGGGUCAACUCAAGAGCAAGCUUUUAGAAACCGAAAAACUGCUCCAUGAAGCCACUACCAAGUAUGAUCAAGAGCGAGCAUUGUUAGAGGAAGCCAACAAGAGAAGCACAGUCUUGGUCGAAAACCAAGCGCGAGAGAUGGCAGAUCUCAACAAGUUGUUGGAGGACUACAAGUCGCAAGUCAACAAAAUCUCCAAGGAAAUGGCAGAAACCAAGCAGCGUCAUGAAUCUGAUAGUGCUAGCAAAGCGGAUAAUGCCAUCAAGUUACAGCUUCGCAUUGAUGAACUCGAAUCAUUAUUAGAAGCUAAGUCCAGGGCACUGGAGGAAGCUCAAAAAGAAGACUUGAAGAAAGUCUCUACCAAUAACGACAGUACUGAAUUACAAACGAGAUUGGAAUCACUCGAAACAGAGCUCGCAGAGCGUGAAAAGGAGACAAAGAAGCUUCGUGGCCAACUAAAGCUGGUGAAGAACCAAAGCAAUGUUCAACUCAAAAAGACUGAGUCUGUGUUGAAGGCUAAGGAGAAUGAACUCGAGGAAUACCGCAAAAAGGUGGAAAGCGAUGCCAAUCUAGCAACACGAGAGAUCGAUACUGCCAACCCAAAGUCUUCCAAUGAACGUAAAGCCGAAAUUCAAGUCAAUGAGCUCAAGCGACAAUUACAAACACGCGACAAGAAGGUAGAACAAUUGCAUCAACAGGUCAAUGGAUUACUGGCUGUUGAAAAGGAAUUUCAUCGCUUGAAGGAGGAUUUAGAGACCAGAGAACGAAAGGUAUCUGAAUUGGAAGCAGCUUUGGAGAAGAGCAAGCGUGAGGCAACCGAGGAUAACCAAGACAAGCAACUGACACCAUCUGAAAGCGAGCUCAAAAUCAAGGAACUUCGUGAACGCGUGCGUGCAUUGGAAGCUCAAGUAGCCGACACACCCGAAACAGCUGAACUCAAGAGUCGCUUAGAAAGACAAUUUGAAGCAUUCAACACUUUGCGACAGGAAAUUUCUACACAACGCGAACGACAAUUUGACUCGGAAUCCAAGCUUGAAAAGGACAAAUCCACAAUUGAACGUGAAAAGAAGGAACUGGAAAUGACAGUACAGCGGUUGAGGAAUGAAUAUGAACAACACUUGGAAAAGAUGUGGAGACAGUAUGAAGAGAUGAAGGAACAUCAUGAGGGUGAUUUGUAUUUGGGUCGUGCUGCACUAGAUGCUGCUCAAGUCAAGUUGAUGAUGAAUGGUCAUAGUCCUGUCAGUGAAAAUGGAUUUGAGUGGUCCAAUACAGAUGAUGAAGCGGAAGCAGAAGCAGAAGAGGAUGCUGCUGUGCCUAGGAAGCAUAUCCCUGCCGUAGGAAAACUGCCUCCAUUAGAAAAGCCUAAAUUCUCUGCAUUUUUAGAUGUUCCUCGAUGUGAUAGUUGUAGUGCUGAAGUGUUUGAGAUUUAA
Molecule: messenger RNA, 5943 nt
Organism: Mucor velutinosus
Lineage: Eukaryota; Fungi; Mucoromycota; Mucoromycetes; Mucorales; Mucoraceae
Product: Hsp70 chaperone
Exons: 3
Coding region: 1-5943 (1980 amino acids)
Source: RefSeq, a predicted model, not a curated record